Aspergillus udagawae is the source of this 333-nucleotide messenger RNA. Its product is annotated as DUF2945 domain-containing protein. The record is from RefSeq and is a predicted model, not a curated record. The transcript is spliced from 3 exons. Lineage: Eukaryota; Fungi; Ascomycota; Eurotiomycetes; Eurotiales; Aspergillaceae. The coding region runs from base 1 to 333 and encodes 110 amino acids.
AUGUCGGCCGAGCGAGUUAAAGACAAAAAAGGCGAGAAUAUCAACGAGGGUGACCAUGUCUAUACCCGCUAUCGGGGCGGAUCUCAUGAAGGAGAGGUCGAAAAGAUUGUGAGGGAUCAAGCGGAAGCGGAUGAGGAGAACGUCGCGAAUCCCCCAAAGAAAGUCAACGACGCCAAUGCUAACGCUCGAAGGUUAUCUUCACCGAUCAACAUGGUCAUCGGGUUGCGCAUAAUCCCAGCACGUUGGAGAAGAUCAGAUGAUACCUCCGCCAUCUGUGCACGCUCGCAACCCAGUUUUCUGAAAGUUGCCAUGACAAAUGUCGUCUGUCCCUGA